Messenger RNA from Hylaeus anthracinus, 2073 nucleotides. RefSeq names its product sodium/potassium-transporting ATPase subunit beta-2-like. Gene Ontology annotation, biological process: intracellular potassium ion homeostasis; sodium ion export across plasma membrane; intracellular sodium ion homeostasis. NCBI's taxonomy places the organism in Eukaryota, Metazoa, Arthropoda, Insecta, Hymenoptera, Colletidae. Gene Ontology annotation, molecular function: ATPase activator activity. The transcript is spliced from 6 exons. The coding region runs from base 238 to 1209 and encodes 323 amino acids. Gene Ontology annotation, cellular component: sodium:potassium-exchanging ATPase complex. The record is from RefSeq and is a predicted model, not a curated record.
ACCAUCUGUCGGAGCGGAGAAGUUGCCAGCCGACCUCGAGGAACUCACGGUUUCGGUGCCAGCGAACCUGCGGCGCCGUUUACACGCGUUCCGUUGUUUUCGUGCUCGUCGUUGACUUGCAUUUCGCGUGUUUAUCUGCUUACUUGGCCGUGCUAACCGAUAUAAUAUACGUGAACAGUGUCGUAGAUUUGUAACACAUUGAGGUACAAAGAAAGAGAUCGUUUACACAGCGACGCGAUGGUCAGCAAGGAUUUGAAGAUGAUGGCCCAGGAGGCUAACCCCUACCUGAAACCGCCGAGCAUGUCGACGAGCCAGUCUUUGAAGACUUUUAUUUACAACAGCGAGACCGGUGCCGUUAUGGGAAGAACAGCCAGUAGCUGGGGUAAAAUUGGACUGUUCUAUUUAAUAUUCUACGGGGUGCUGGCUGCACUAGUUGCAAUUUGCUUCUGGGGAUUUUUUCAAACACUGGAUCCGAGGGUACCGAGGUGGCAGCUGGAACGUUCGAUAAUUGGAACAAGUCCUGGUCUAGGAUUCAGGCCUAGACCACCACUAGAGAAUGUGGAAAGCACACUGAUCUGGUACAGGGGAACGGACAGCGAGAACUUCAAAUACUGGAUUGAUUCCCUACAGGCUUUUCUCAAAGAUUAUAUAACACCAGGUUCGGUUCCUGGUCUAGGUGCAAACAUUAAUAAAUGUGAUUACAAUCAACCACCACCGCCUGGGAAGGUCUGCGACGUCGACGUUAAGAAUAUGGGACCUUGUACUAAAGAAAAUAAAUACAAUUAUCACAGAAAUGCUCCAUGCAUUUUUCUUAAACUUAAUAAGAUAUAUGGUUGGAGACCAGAGUACUAUAACGACACGGAUUCAUUACCAGAAAAAAUGCCUGUCGAUCUCAAGAACCAUAUUGGCCUUCUAAAGGCAAAUAAUUCUUUAGAACUUAAUACCGUGUGGGUGUCCUGCGAAGGAGAAAGUCCUGCCGAUCAAGAAAAUAUAGGACCAAUUCAAUAUAUACCGCGAAGAGGAUUUCCCGGUUAUUUUUAUCCGUAUGAAAAUAACGAGGGAUACCUUAGCCCCCUGGUCGCCAUUCAUUUUGUUCGACCACGUACUGGAAUUUUAAUAAACAUAGAGUGCAAGGCGUGGGCGAAGAACAUUAGACACAGCCGCAACGAUGAAAUGGGCGCAGUCCAUUUGGAGUUGAUGAUAGAUUAAGAGGGCUCACGCACCUUUUUGGCCCAUCCCUUGUUAGCGUACAGAGGCUAAACGCGAAUCUCAUAUUGUCUGACUCUUCGACAUAGACUCCCGCUCAGAAGUAUGUGGACACUUCCUUAAUAGAAAUAAAUACCUAAUCAAAGUUGCGAAUCUAUUAAUAUCAAUUACAUCAUUUAUGUUUCCAUAUGUUUAUGUUGCAUUAGUAAAUAUAUUUUAUUAAUAGUUUUUUUUUUUAAACAUCAUAUUAGUAAUGAUAAACAAACCAUAGAGAUAACUAGAUAAUGAUAAAAUUCCUUUUACCAAACUUGGAUACCAUUAAUUUCUUUAUUGUAUCCGAAAUAAUAUUAUCUCAUACAAUAAAGGUUGUAUAGUAAUAAUUUACGGUGUAUAUUAAUUAAUCAUUGAAGGUAAUAAGUGUCCACAUGUUUAUGAACGAAGGUGUACCUAUAUGCUAUUGAAUAAAGCCGUGAAGCCGUCAGAAACUGAUUACAGCUGGCAAAGUGGAUACAAUUUUUGUCAAGUACAAAACUAAAAAGGAUUUUUUGUGUUCGUAUUAUCGGAAGUCUGUUUCUCGUGUACCGAGACAAGUUUCAGGUUUUAUACAACCUGUAUGCAGUGUUCAGCUUCUUAUGCCAUAUCUUAUUCGAGUGAAUUUUAUAAAAGAAAAAAACGUACCAUUAAGAUAGUUCUUCAUUGAUCUGACAUAAUAGAAACUAUACAAUGGAAAAAGUAUAUACAAAGGAUAGACAUGCUUACUGUGUGUUAAUACGAACAUAUUUUAAAAAUGGAUGUAAUUGUAUUCUUUCACAAUGAAAUUUUCAUGAUUAAUUGUAAUAAUAAAUAAAAGUAGAUAUACUGCUCCUA